Molecule: messenger RNA, 1999 nt
Organism: Molossus molossus (Pallas's mastiff bat)
Lineage: Eukaryota; Metazoa; Chordata; Mammalia; Chiroptera; Molossidae
Gene: MAMSTR
Product: MEF2 activating motif and SAP domain containing transcriptional regulator
Exons: 10
Coding region: 184-1452 (422 amino acids)
Biological process (GO): regulation of transcription by RNA polymerase II
Cellular component (GO): nucleus
Molecular function (GO): transcription coregulator activity
Source: RefSeq, a predicted model, not a curated record
GCGGGGAUCCCAGGCUGGUGGGGUGGAGCUUGCAGCCUCCAGCCUAGACCACGGGACUCAACUUGCUCCUGAGCACAGCAACACUGAGCCCACCCGGGGCAGCCUUCUGACCUCCAUUCUGACCCUACUUCCUUUGGGGAUCCUGCCUUCCCCCCAGUCCAGCUCCCCAUCCCACCCUUGGCAAUGACUCUGGUGGCUUCCUCCCAGCGCUCCCAAAUCAUUCGCUCCAAGUUUCGAUCCGUCCUCCAGCUUCGGAUCCACAGACGGUAUCAGGACUUGAGCCUCUCAGGGUCCUUCACCACCUCUCCAGUCUCGGAUCCGGAUCCGUGGAUCUCAGCCUCAGGCCGGGCUCUGGCCCCUACCCCAGCCUGGCCCUCGGGCGCCGCCCCUUCCUUUUCUAGCCCUGGGGUGCUGCACCCUGAGCCAGAAAGCUGCCCUUGGAGGUCCCUGAAGAAGGAGUCUCCCAAGAUCUCCCAACACUGGAGGGAAGCCAAGCCCAAGGGGAGCUUGACAUACCACCAGUACAUGCCCCCAGAGCCAAGACAAGAGUCCAGAGCAGACCCCCAGGCCAAAGGGUCAGCCAUUGGUCCCCCUGGGCCACCUCUGAGGGAAGAGACAAACUCACAGCAGCCACCUGCUAGGAUGAAGCCCACUCCACUCCCCGCGUCCCUCCCAGGAGUCUCCAACCCCGUGCCUCCUCCACACAAGUUGGAACUUCAGACCCUUAAACUGGAGGAGCUGACGGUCUCAGAGCUCCGGCAGCAGCUGCGCCUGAGGGGCCUCCCGGUGUCCGGGACCAAGGCGAUGCUCUUGGAGCGCAUGCGCGGAGGCGCCCCAUCCCGCGAGCGGCCGAAGCCGCGGCGCGAGGAAUGUCCCGUGGGUGCUCCCUGGCCACGCCUCAGGCCCAAGGCCCACGUAGCGGCCCGACGACAGGGCUCGUCCAAGCCAAGCCCAGCAUCUCACCCGCCACCUCUGUCUCGUGCCGCGGGGACCCUCGUGGCCGCCCCAGCUCUGUCUCCGACUCCGGCUCCAGCGCUGACCCCUUCCUCAGCACCAGCCUCAGCAGCCCCGACGCUGGAGGAGGAGCUGCAGGAAGCGAUCCGGAGGGCGCAGUCGCUUCCAAACCGGGGCAUCGAUGACAUCCUGGAGGAUCAGGUGGAGCCUGAUGACCUGCUGCCCCCUAUCCCCCUGGACUUCCCUGGCUCCUUCGACGUGCUGUCCCCCUCCCCAGACUCUGAAGGCCUCUCAUCUGUCUUCUCUUCCUCAAUCCCGUCCCCCACAAACUCCCCAUCCUCCUCUCCCAGGGGCCCCACAGACUCCUUGGACUGGCUGGAAGCUCUGAGUGGGGGUCCUCCGCUGGGCUGUGGUCCCCCAGCCCCCAGCAUCUUCUCUGCUGAUUUAUCUGACUCCAGUGGCAGCCGGCUGUGGGACCUGCUGGAGGGUCCAUGGUGACUGGAUUCUGGGGUUUCAAGAGACUGAGAACUGGUAGGGAUGGGAAGGUCACAGAGAUAGACUCUGUGAGGGAGGGGGUGGAACAACCAGCAGAGUCCUCUCCCACCACAGACGCAGAGACAAUUCUCAUCACCUGGCCCCCAAACUGCUGUUGACAUGGCAACCACCUGACUUGUGCCUGCCUGACCUCCAUAGCAUCCCCUUCACGGUUGUGUGGUGGGGGCGGGGAGGCUUCAUUGCUGCUGGCCAGGGCAAACAAACUGCUUGCUGCUUCCUGCAGAGACCUCUUGGAUGUCUUCUUCUAAUCCCACCAACUACAUGGCUGCCUGUUGCUGGGAAAUCUGGAAGGUGGUCUGCGCUUUCCAGAUGCAGGAGAGGGGCAGGGAAGAGUGGGGAGUGAGAAUCGGGAGCAGGAUCCUUGGCUUCUGGUUGGAGAUGAGAAAAUCAGAAACAUCGUGUCUGAGGUCAGAUUCUGAGCAGAACCUGAGACAAGAUUCAUGUGUCCAUGAUUUAUUAAAGAAAUGCUCCUGGGAGAAACCAAAAGGAG